Molecule: messenger RNA, 2134 nt
Organism: Diospyros lotus (date-plum)
Lineage: Eukaryota; Viridiplantae; Streptophyta; Magnoliopsida; Ericales; Ebenaceae
Product: probable sulfate transporter 3.5
Exons: 12
Coding region: 59-1969 (636 amino acids)
Biological process (GO): transmembrane transport
Cellular component (GO): membrane
Molecular function (GO): secondary active sulfate transmembrane transporter activity
Source: RefSeq, a predicted model, not a curated record
CAGCAAUCUCUCUCUCUCUCUCUCUCAAGCUCUGUAUCUCUCUCUGUGGCGGCCGGCAAUGGCAAGUCCAGCUGAAUCCGCCGACCAGAAGGUGAGCUUCGCCACUCCAAGAAGCUUCGCCACCACAUUCAAGGCGGCCGUCAAGGAGACUCUCUUCCCCGACGAUCCGUUCCACGACUUCAAGAACCAGACAUUUUCCGGUAAAACCAAGAAAGCAAUCCAAUACUUCGUCCCAAUCUUCCAGUGGCUCCCCAGCUACAACCUUCGCCUGUUCCGGUACGAUCUUCUGGCCGGAAUCACCAUCGCCAGCCUCGCCAUUCCCCAAGGAAUCAGCUACGCCAAGCUCGCCAACGUCCCUCCGGUCAUCGGCCUCUAUUCAAGCUUUGUUCCUCCUCUUGUUUAUGCCGUGUUUGGCAGCUCCAAGCAUGUUGCUGUUGGAACAGUGGCGGCCUGUUCUUUGCUUAUAUCAUCGACGAUCGGAGACAAAGUGUCGCCAAAUGAUAAUCCGGACUUGUAUCUUCGCCUGGUUUUCACGGCCACCUUCUUCGCAGGUCUCCUUCAAACGGCCAUGGGCUUUUUGAGGCUUGGAAUAUUGGUGGAUUUCUUAUCGCAUUCGGCGAUCACCGGAUUCAUGGGCGGCACCGCCAUGCUGAUCUGCCUGCAACAGCUGAAGGGCAUGUUUGGAUUGAAACAUUUCACCACCAAAACUGACGUAGUUUCGGUUUUACGUUCAAUCUUCAGCAACAGAAAGGAGUGGCGAGGAGAGAGCGUGGUCGUGGGUAUAAUUUUCUUGGUAUUUCUCCAAGUCACGAGAUAUUUUUCAAAAAAGAAACCAAAGCUAUUUUGGGUAUCCGCAGUAGCUCCGAUGGUGGUGGUGGUUACCGGUGGCCUCUUUGCCUACUUAGCUCAUGCCGAGAAGCAUGGAAUUCAAAUUGUUGGUGACCUGAAAAAAGGGUUGAAUCCCCUUUCCAUUAAGGACCUAAACUUUGACGCUAAGUACAUAUCAGCCCCUCUGCAAGCUGGGAUCAUCACGGCCAUGGUGGCUCUUGCUGAGGGAAUAGCAAUUGGAAGGAGCUUUGCCAUAAUGAAGAAUGAACAGAUUGAUGGGAACAAGGAGAUGAUUGCCAUCGGUUUGAUGAACAUAGUCGGCUCCCUCACUUCUUGUUACUUGACUACAGGGCCAUUCUCUAAAACCGCUGUCAACUUCAACGCUGGGUGCAAGACAGCAAUGUCGAACGUGGUGAUGUCCCUCUGCAUGAUGCUCACCCUUCUCUUGCUAGCUCAUCUCUUUCGCUACACCCCUCUCGUCGCCCUUUCCGCCAUUAUCAUGUCAGCUAUGUUCGGCUUGAUCAAGUACAAGAAGGCCUAUCACCUCUUCAAGACUGACAAAUUCGAUUUCUGCAUCUGCAUGGUCGCUUUCUUUGGCGUCUCCUUCAUUAGCAUGGACAUUGGCCUCAUGUUAUCCAUUGGGCUUUCCAUCCUUAGAGCCCUACUGUAUGUGGCAAGGCCUGCUAGCUGCAAACUAGGGAAGGUACCAAACUCAACAUUAUAUCGCGACGUCGAGCAAUAUCCUGGCGCAACCGAGCUGCCGGGAACCAUUGUUGUGCAACUCGGUUCCCCUAUUUACUUUGCAAACUGCACUUACAUUAGAGAAAGAAUUUUGAGGUGGGUUAGAGAUGAAGAGGAUAAAGAGAAUGACAUUGAGCAUCUUUUGUUGGAUUUCGGAGGAGUUACAUCCAUUGACAUAACUGGGGUGGAAACCCUAGUUGAGCUCUUAAAAAAUAUGGAAGCAAGAGAGAUUAAGGUGGGUUUAGUGAACCCUAGGCUUGAGGUCAUGGAGAAGUUGAUAGUAUCAAAAUUCGUAGAGAAAAUUGGAAAAGAAAAUGUAUUCUUAUCAAUCGAAUAUGCAGUAGAGGCAUGCAGAUUUGCACUCAAAAGAUCAAAACAAGUUGAUACGUUAAGGGUGUAAUUAUGCAGUUAGCUUUUGUAAUCCUAAAUGUAUGUAAAUGAAAAAAAGGCAUCCAUCCGUUUAGAUUGGGUAAGAAAAUAUAUAUAUUAGUUAUCCUCAAGUUAUGUAUCAGCUUUCAUGUUUGGUUUUCAAUCUUUUGAAUAAAAUCAUCAGCCUUUUUUUGUC